This is a messenger RNA of Nymphaea colorata (pocket water lily), 927 nucleotides long. RefSeq names its product lysine-rich arabinogalactan protein 19-like. NCBI's taxonomy places the organism in Eukaryota, Viridiplantae, Streptophyta, Magnoliopsida, Nymphaeales, Nymphaeaceae. The transcript has a single exon. The record is from RefSeq and is a predicted model, not a curated record. The coding region runs from base 1 to 927 and encodes 308 amino acids.
AUGGAGAAAAAGGAGGCUGCACCAGCUCAUCCCCUUGGUGUAUGUGAGAAGCUCUAUAAUGCCUUCGCCAAUAGGCCUUCCCUCAUCCAUCUCCGCCGUCCCCGCCUGACUUCUGGAGCUAAUUCACAUGUUGCAGAAGGCCACCACAGCCCCUCUGACAGCAUAAGCUCUUCGCCUCCUGCUGCUGCAAAAGAUAAUCAGCAGAAGACGGCGGCAGCUGCUGCACUGACUCUGCCCAAAGAAGUGCCUCCACCGCAGAAGGAAAAGUUGGCUACCAAGCCGCCUGAGACACAGUCUCCACAGAUACCAAAGGACCAACAGAGGAAUACUAACCUCCCUCCUUCUGUAACAAAGUUGCCGACGAGGCAGGCCACCAUACCUGAGAAGCAGAACGUAGCACAGUCGGGGCCACCAACUGCACCAGAGAAGACGGGGCGACCACCAACUUCUGUCCUCAGGUUGGGCACAGAGAAAGCAAAGAUAGCGGCACCUGCUGUUUCCCCGCCGCCACCGCCAGCAGCGGCAGUCCAAGGCAAAGCAGCACCACCUCCAGCUGCGCCACCAACGGCACCAGCAGUUCAAGCUAAGCUUCCAGCUCCAGCUGCGCCACCAACUGGGCCAUCUCUUCAAACAAAGGCUCCGCUUCCAGUGGCGCCACCAACAGUGCCCCAAGUUCAACGUAAAGCUCCACCACCAGUUGCGCCGCCUACAACGGCUGCUCCUGCUGCACUGCCGACAGUUGCAGCAGAGGAGAAAGGGAAGCCAGGCGUUGCAGAGAAACCUGCGCCAGUUUCUGAGAAGGGAAAGGCUGCUGCACCAAUGAGGACCAUAACAAACAUAAACGAGAAGUCAGAGAACUUCAUAAGGCGUGCAAGGAAUAGCUGGCGAAGUUCCAGCGCUGUUGGUGGGACUCGAAAGGAAAGCUAG